Molecule: messenger RNA, 190 nt
Organism: Schizophyllum commune H4-8
Lineage: Eukaryota; Fungi; Basidiomycota; Agaricomycetes; Agaricales; Schizophyllaceae
Product: 60S ribosomal protein L39
Exons: 4
Coding region: 21-176 (51 amino acids)
Biological process (GO): translation
Cellular component (GO): ribosome; cytosolic large ribosomal subunit
Molecular function (GO): structural constituent of ribosome
Source: RefSeq, a predicted model, not a curated record
UCCCUUGUUCGUCGACGGCAAUGCCUUCCCAAAAGACCUUCCGCACGAAGCGCAUUCUCGCCAAGGCCAGCCGCCAGAACCGGCCCAUCCCUCAGUGGUUCCGGUUGAAGACGGACACGAAGAUCCAGUACAACGCCAAGCGCCGUCACUGGAGGCGGACGAAGCUCAACAUCUAAGCUGCUGGCUAUAU